AUGUACCAGGUGGGAGUGAAGGUGGAUGAGACGCUCCUCAAAUCAGAGGUGGCACUUCUCACAGGUGGGAGGGACAUCAGUGGCCAUCCCGUCAUCACUUUCCCAGCCUCUAAUGUGGACAAGCUUGCCGAGAUCGGAUCUGCUGGGCUGGUUCAGCUGAUCAGAUACUACUUCAGUGUCAGCAAGGUCUCCGAUCAGCAGCAAGGCUUUGCUUUCGUGGCUGAUCUCCAGUUGGCCAGUCAGGAGGGCCACCAAGUCUUGGUGGAGGCGUUAGAAUUUUUACAGUCGGAAAAGAAAGGAUGCGUGGCAAAUGUUUACUUUCUCAAACCAAAGUCCAGGACGAAGUCGAGGGUUUUGAAGAAGCUUCUUGGCCUGAAAGAAAGCAAGAAGAACCCCAAAGUAUCUUCAUUCCCAUGUACCCCGAUGAAAGCUCAGAGUGAACUGUACAGCCGGAUAGACCGGACGCAGUUGACGGAGGAUCUAGGCGGGACUUUACACCACAACCAUCAGGCUUGGUUACAGUUUCAUUAUAUGAUCGACCCUCUAAUGGAGUCGGUGAUGCGAUGUCAGAGCCACCUGCCCGCGGCUCGCGACAAGGUACAGCUGUUACAGGACUACGACACGGCCGGGCUAUCCUCCUACCAACUGCAGACACUGGUGAAGGAACUAGAAGACAAGUACCACGCUAUCAUGAGAGAACUGGAUGUAGAAUCGGCAAUCGACUGGUGCAAGCAGAUGAUCCAGCGAUUGGAGAAGCCAGAUGGAGAAGUCGUUCUAUCUCAAGUAUCCCCGCUGAUGCUGGCGGACACCAUCACCCUGCUCAAACAGGCCACGGCAGAUUUAGUGAGGAGCAGAGAAGAGAUGGCGACGGUUUGGAAGGACACAGAAAGUCACUUCCAGAGACUACACCAACUUUUUCACUUCAAAAGAGAAACGACUGCGCUAUGUGACGACAUCGCUCGACUGUGGUUACCAAAGGUGGAGCAGCCAGCAAACAUUGGGACGACACUGAGUCAUGCGGAAAUGUACAGGACAUAUUUCGUCACUAGUCUGUAUGAUCCAGCUAAAAUGUUGGUUAGCCAGGCCACAGAACUCUUAGAAGGAAUCCAUGAACUCCGCCGGGAAACUCCCAGCCUAGAAAGCGAGCUGGACUUCUUACCUGGCCUCACUCAACUUGUACAGACGUUCGCCGAGAAACUAGAAAGACUCCACAAUACAUAUAUGGCCAUCCAUAUCUUCUUCCUCAUGUUUGAGAAGUUGGCGCAGUGGUAUCAGAAAGUCCUCCGUUUCUUCCCAUCCACUUUGGCUGGCCAGGUGGAAAAGGCCAAGAAGCAAGGGAAGUCUUCUAUACCAGUUCUGCCCAAAUGGGCCCAAGCCGUGCGAAGUUUCCUGAACAAACACCCAGGCCCACGGAAUGAGCACAUCGGGCGAAUAGAGUACCCAGUCUCCAUACUACCAGAUGCUCAGCUGUGCAGCCAAGCCAGGCUCCUGGCACACAGGAUACGAAGUUUAAACAAGCUAUUGACCAGUACACAGCAGUUUCCACUGUCCGAGAUCUCUAACGCUCUCAUAUGGAAGAGGAGGUCUCUUGAGGGCAACGAUGACAUUGUGAUACCGAGUCAGGUGGACCCACCGCUAAAUAAGUCGUACAACACAGAGAGGGACUUGGACAGGGAAGUCGCGGAUAUUGGCGACUGCACCUCCAGGGAUGAAGUCAAAUCUGACCUGUUGGAGCGACCUGCCACAGCACUAGGGAUAACAGAUAAGAAAAACCAGUCCGUGACAUUCGCGGAUGAUCUGGAGACCACUCAGGACAGCAUACCAGCAAAGAGAGAAAUUUCCAAGUCAAGCCAGGAUUUGACCCACCAGAACGCUGUAGAGAACCAUGCAGAACAAGGGAUGCGAACAGCGUCAAGUUUUGAUAUUCUCACCGAAAAUGGAACCAGCAGCCUACGAAUGAAGGGAGAGCGUUUUGUUUCUCUGGGAUAUGGUUCAGAACUUCCAAGCCUCAGUUCCCGCUAUUUGCACGGAACUUUACCAAAAUCUAAUCGUUUUAAGCUGCCGCCUUCGGAGCUGGAGAAGAUCUUUGAGCGGCCCGUAGCGCCUUUACCUAACACGGGCACUGUUGUCGAGCAGCUCCAGCAGAUUAUGAACAGCGGCCUGUCAGCGGACGAGAAACUCCAACAUGCCCAACUCGUGCUCCAGGCUUCCACAGCUAAUCAACCACCUCAAAGUCCAUUCGUACUGGGAGGAAAUCUCAGCAACCAACGAUACUCAUUCCAAGGCAGUAAUUCCCAUGCAUUUUAUGACCUCUCACCUCGACACACUGCAGUCACGGAUUGGACAAAAUUGUCUGAGCAGGAUACCUAUGGAACUUUAACAAAAUCCAUGCCCAAUCUGGAUGAAGUAGCAACAAAUGGUCGGAUGAAUAGAAAACCGCCUGCCUAUAAUCUGGCAACAGCACUUAAUGGUCAUAAUUCAGAAGUGGAAUUAUCAAGUGGUUUCAACAGUAGUCCGUCACCGAAUGAUAGGUCUGGACCGCAAGAAGUGAAAUCGGCCCGUGAGCUGAGGUCAGCCCAGCGUGUUGACGACUGGGUGGAGCAACAUGCUCAGACCGUCCAUCAGCACUGUCAUAACCUGGACGCCGAUGCAGAAACGGACGAUGGUUAUUCCGAUGGUUCGACAGAACGACAGAGGCGAAGGCAAAGGAAGUCAAGACAGGACAGAAUGAAGGAUGAUACCGAUCAGUCUGAUAAUGCACGCUACGGAGACCUUCUACUGGAAACACGCAACCAAGAUGAGGUGGAGUCCAGCCUCCGCAGGGCACAGAAAAUACUGGAGGACGAGGAAUUAAACCUCAAGGAAAGACAGGCGAAGUACAGAAACGAGCAUCAAGUUGAAAACCCUCCCGCAUUCCACAGACGAGACUCUAACGAGGUCACGUCUGCUCUUUCGCUGGAUGAGUCUGCGGAUCUGCCGGACAGCGAUCAGAUUGACUCGCCAGGGCUUAGUCUCGAUUCCUCCAAGUCGGACAGGACCGUGCCUUCUGUGUCCACAGACCAUGGGUAUAACAGUAGUAGCACGCAACCCGACGGAAAUUCCAAGAAAAAAUCAAUUUUCAGAAAGCACAAGUCAUCGCCAAAUCAUGAUGAGAUAACCCGUACAAUAAGCAGCGAUUCUACAGGCACCAUGACAUCCCAGGACCCUUCCCCAACACCCGACAUGUCUACACCCGCGCCGUCAUUCCUCUCCUCCAUGCUACCAGUUCGGACAUCCCCACUGAAUCUCAAGGAGAGACGAAAAUCCAUCUUACGUCAGGCCAUACCGACAUCCCCGAUUCCACAAGAGAAAGACGACACAGCCCCCGACACAGCCCCUAACCAGCUCCGUCGGGCCGUGCACAUGCCCGUCAUUAGAGGGUCAUGCGUUUCAUGUCCUCUUCAGCCAUCAAAAAGUAUGCAAGAUUUGCUGUCCAUAGGCGAAAAUGAUAACACAGGGCCGUUGAAACUUCGAUCGGCAGGAGCGAAGACAAGGGCUGCCCGAAGUAACCGAAGGUUGUCCUUGAUAACUUUCUCACCGAACCAGAAGGAUAUUUCGAGACAGAACGAGGCGCUGGCGGUUCAUAACAGAAGAUUGAGCAUGGAAACCAUCGUUGAGGUGCCUAAACAGGAAGAGACUGUGUUUCGUGACAGCGCCGAGGCGCGGGCUCAGAGACGAAGGCGAAAGCGAUCUGACUUAAAGUUAGGUUCACUGGGAGAGAUGAUUGGGACCAGACGGUCAUCUCAGCUCUCGUCUUCAGAUUCCUUGGCUAAAGGUCGUGACGAAGACAGCUCUACCAGCAACUCCGAGGGCCGUUCCCAGAGGAGUCGAACCAGCAAAUCAAGCCACAGAAAUAGCUCUGGUUCGGAAACAGAAAGGGUCGGGCAAACUGAAAGCUCAGAACCCUGGGACUGGAACACCAAACCUGGACCUUCUUUCAACCUUGUCGAUUCAUUUCGCCAUAAAAGUUUAGUGCAUAUGAAAAACUCAAGUCACUGGAACUCCCACGACGGAAGUGGGACUGGUCGUGAUUCGCCCCCGAAUAGAUCCACAAACAACCCGGUACUUCCACAACCGGAGGGGGCAGUAGCGGGGCACGACGAAGUGAGCGAAGGCGAUAGAGAAGCACGUCCUUCUAGUAAGAGUAACGAUCAAAAUGACACGGACGAUGACAUUAAUAAGUUGUCUGGAUUUGAGGAAUGGGAUCCUGAUAAACCCAAACGAAAGGCUAAGCUCAGGAGGGACGCCCCCUCCACAAAGUGUGAUGAAUCUGCUCUGAACUACACAAUGAGGGGCACAAGGGGUACCCUGGGAUCGACUCUCCCAAAACAAUACGUGCGUAAAAACAGCAGGGUGUUUGACAGUUUUCACGGUCAUACAGCAGCCUCUGCUGAGGGUAGGGCCAACAGAGGCGGCAAAAUGUCAUCCACUGGAUCAGCGUCAGGUCACCGCCUGAUUGCCGACGACGCAUGGUCCUUGUAUCGCUAGUGUGGGCUCCCGAGCAUGAACCUUGCUGUGGGUUUACCCGGAUAUGUGAUUUAUCACUACCAGAGUGUGUGUCAUCUCACACAGCUUAAGCAAUAUUGAAUCAAAUCGUUGACGUAGAAAGACGCUUUCGAUGAGCUGUUCUGUUGUUCUUAUUGGAGUACCGUCCACAACAGUGUUCAAACCGGUGGAAUCACUGAUGUUUUCGACUGGAAAUUGUUGAUCUCAGAAAGGCCCCAGACUUUUUGGGCCAAGUCGCGUACGUGGGAUGCCUUGGUGGUGGUGUACGAACCUUCUUCCUGGAGUACACAAGCUUU
This is a messenger RNA of Liolophura sinensis, 4841 nucleotides long. RefSeq lists its product as uncharacterized. Gene Ontology annotation, molecular function: guanyl-nucleotide exchange factor activity. Bases 1 to 4527 code for a protein of 1508 amino acids. The record is from RefSeq and is a predicted model, not a curated record. NCBI's taxonomy places the organism in Eukaryota, Metazoa, Mollusca, Polyplacophora, Chitonida, Chitonidae. The transcript is spliced from 13 exons. Gene Ontology annotation, cellular component: cytoplasm.